Molecule: messenger RNA, 3169 nt
Organism: Betta splendens (Siamese fighting fish)
Lineage: Eukaryota; Metazoa; Chordata; Actinopteri; Anabantiformes; Osphronemidae
Gene: gaa
Product: alpha glucosidase
Exons: 19
Coding region: 24-2768 (914 amino acids)
Biological process (GO): glycogen catabolic process; lysosome organization
Cellular component (GO): lysosomal membrane
Molecular function (GO): alpha-1,4-glucosidase activity; carbohydrate binding
Source: RefSeq, a predicted model, not a curated record
GACGUGCAUUACAGAGCACUAUUAUGGGUCUUUUGUGUAAUACCACUGUAAAGAUCGUUGUUUUCGUACUGGGAUUUUCCUUGUUACCGCGUCCUUGCGCCGUAACUACGGUGAGGCCGGCGCGUCCAGCUAAGCACGGUGACGUCACGGGCAGGUCCGUUCAUCCGGAAGUCCCCCACCAGGCUGGUUUUUCUACGGACAGUAAAUGCUCCUUGGCCCCAGAGAGUCGCUUCGACUGCGGCAGGGACCGCCUGCUGAGCCAGGCUAAGUGUGAAGAGCGGGGAUGCUGCUACUCCCCCCUGCAGAACCCUGCAGGCCCCCCGUGGUGCUUUUUCCCCAGCGCGUACCCUGGCUACAGCAUGGGGCCCCUCACUCCCACCUCACGGGGCCAGGCUGCAACUCUGACGCGAGACAAACCCUCAUAUCUCCCCAGAGACGUUUCUACCCUCCGCUUAGAGGUGGUUGAGGAGUCUGCAGGCUGCUUGCACCUUACUUUUAGGGACCCAUCUUCUCCACGGUAUGAGGUUAAGCUUCCGGCUGGUUUUUCUCAGCAAAGUGCCCACACCCAUGAAUCCCUCUACAGCCUUGAAUACCAGUCGGAUCCAUUUGGGUUCAUAGUGCGCCGAAAUUCCAGUGGAAGGUCGAUUAUGAACACUACUGUGGCUCCAAUGCUAUUUGCUGACCAGUACCUGCAGCUGUCCACUGCACUGGCCUCGUCCCUCGUCUCUGGGCUUGGGGAGCAUUACACCUCCCUGCGCCUGGACCUGAAUUGGACUUCUCUGACUCUGUGGAACAGGGACAUGGCGCCGCAUGCGGAUGCCAACCUCUAUGGCUCUCAUCCAUUUUACAUUGUACAGGAAGAGGAUGGACUAGCACAUGGAGUUUUCCUUCUCAAUAGCAAUGCAAUUGAGGUGUUCCUGCAGCCGACUCCUGCUCUCACUUGGGUUUCUACUGGUGGAAUCCUGGAUCUCUACAUUUUCCUGGGGCCUGAUGCUCAAAGUGUUAUACGCCAGUACCUCCAGGUGAUUGGUUAUCCAAUGAUGCCUCCCUAUUGGUCACUGGGCUUUCAUCUGUGUCGCUGGGGUUACACAACCACUAAUACAACACGGAAUGUUGUACGACGCAUGCACAAAGCCAACUUCCCGUUGGAUGUGCAGUGGAAUGAUCUGGAUUAUGCGGAUAAGCGCAGGGUGUUCACCUUUGACCCCAGACGAUUUGGAGACCUCCCACAAAUGGUGGAGGAAUUCCAUAAGAGAGGCAUGAAGUACAUCCUUAUUCUGGACCCAGGAAUCAGCAGCACCAGCCCUCCUGGGACGUACCGCCCCUUUGAUGACGGCCUAAAACGAGACGUCUUCAUUAAAAAUGCUACAGGCCAGAUCCUGAUAGGAAAGGUCUGGCCUGGCCCAACAGCCUUCCCUGACUUCACCAAUCCAGAAACCGGACAGUGGUGGGAGGACUGCAUUAGAGAGUUUCACACUAGAGUCCCUGUGGAUGGUCUGUGGAUUGAUAUGAAUGAACCAGCCAAUUUUGUCCAGGGCUCAGUGGAGGGCUGUCCCGACAGUGACAUUGAGAACCCACCUUACACACCCAAGGUGGUCGGAGGCCGGUUGAACUCAGGAACUCUUUGUAUGUCGGCACAGCAGAAGCUGUCUGUGCACUACAACCUGCACAACAUGUACGGACUGACAGAGGCACAAGCUACACACAGCGCUCUUUUGAAGGUACGGGGGAAGAGACCGUUUGUUCUGUCUCGCUCCUCUUACCCUGGAAUUGGACGCUUCUCUGGAGUUUGGACAGGCGACGUCAGGAGUGACUGGGAGCAGCUCAGAUACUCCAUUCCAGCGGUGCUGCAGUUCAGCCUGUUCGGGGUGCCCCUUGUGGGUGCCGACAUCUGCGGCUUCGGAGGCAACACCACUGAGGAGCUGUGUGUCCGAUGGAUGCAGCUCGGGGCCUUUUACCCAUUUAUGAGGAACCACAAUGACAAGCCCAACGCUCCUCAGGAGCCCUACGUAUUUGGGCAGAAGGCCCAGGCAGCCAUGCGGAGGGCGUUGAACCUUCGUUACUCACUUCUCCCGUUUCUGUACACGCUCUUCCACCGUGCACACGCGUCUGCUGAGACCGUGGCCAGGCCGCUCUUUGUGGAGUUUCCCACUGAUCCUAACUGUCAGACCAUAGACCGCCAGUUCCUGUGGGGGAGUUCACUCCUCAUUAGCCCAGUUUUAGAGGAGGGAGCAGUAGAGCUGACUGCCUAUCUACCCCCUGGCACUUGGUACAGCCUGUAUAAUGGGCAGCCUUUCCACAGUAACGGCCAGUACGUUCUCCUGCAUGCACCUCUGGACACCAUCAACGUCCAUGUGAGGGAGGGACACAUUCUGCCCCAGCAGGAACCUGCUUUGACGACCGCAGCCUCUCGCUCACAGCCUUUCUUCCUGACAGUGGCGCUGUCAGCGGGGGGCCGGGCGUGGGGAGACCUGUUCUGGGAUGAUGGGGACAGUCUUAACACAUAUGAAACGGGGAACUAUUGUUACAUUACCUUUAUUGCUGGACAGUCUGAGGUGGUGAGUGAUCCUCUCUGGCUGAAUGGGGCCUUAGAUGCUCUGGUGCUGGGGGGGUUGCAGGUGUUUGGGGUGCCGUCACCACCCUCCUAUGUUUUAGCCAAUGGAGAGAAAGUCAUGGAUUUCAUGUACUGUAGUGACACACAGGUUUUGACAGUGGCCAACCUGUCUCUGCCCAUGUCAAAGGUGUUUCAAGUCCAGUGGUUUCCCUGAUAAACAGAACUACAUCACACAUGUGCCUUAGGAAGCCUCGCCACUCUGCACAGUGGAGCAACUUCAUCUAAUGCCCAUUUUUUCUUUUCUUCAGUGUUGUCAGUUUAAUACCUUAUAAAUAUAAAUACUGUCGUUUUUAAAACUGUCCAAAGUCUUUUGUAUUUUUACGAUCCUGUUUAUAUACAGUCAAUGGACAUUAGUAUCAGAAAGUAGUAAUUAAUGCUUAAACAAGGACUCUGCCAUUUGACAAGUAGAUGCGGGGUGGGCUUGGUUUUUGGGUUGGUUGUUUGUUUUUUUAUUGCUUAGUGCUUGAACAGAUUGUAAAAGCAUUGGUCUCUAAAUGUAAAUAGAUUAGAUUUUUUUAUGUACUGUUAUUAUUAAAAAUUUGUAUCCUCAUUUAA